CUUUGCUACACAUGGAUAUAAGAGGACGCGUUUGAGCACUAUAUGCGAUGCUGUUUCGCUAGAUAUAAUAAAUCGUGUGCUGGGUGAGCGUAUUUUAUCGCAAGAGUGUUAUGUUUUUACUACGUCGCGGAAGGAUCUAAUUUUCUCAAGCGAGGGUCGACACAUCCGCCCAGUUUUCCGAUGUUUCAUUCCCCCCGAGUUGAAAAUGGAGUUCGAUUAAAGCAGAUGUCCACCAACUUCUCAAGGAAAUCUCAAGUCUCGAGGCUUUUACUUCACGCGUCAGUGUUAAUAUUGAACCCAACUGAGACCCUUUUUUGGCGUUGGAUGCCUUUACUGCAAAUUACUCGGACACGUUGACGGAGCAACGCUCCACAGCGCUUUUUCAAGUGUUGUCCUGGACCUGAAGUUGGCGAAUGGAUGCUCGACAGCCAGCCAUAAAUAACCUGCCUACAGCCUGCAACAAUUUCUUCAUUUUUUGAGGAUCUAUUUUUCUUUGCGAAACUGGGGAUCUGUGUUUGUUGAGCAGGAUGAUGCCAAUGACCCAUUUGUUGUGGUCGGAUUUUACUUCCAGGGAGGAUAAAAUGAAUCAACGGUUGUCAUUCCUCCUCGCGAUUUAACGUUAGGGGCUCCAGGCGGCGAAGCUAACGUUAAGCUAGCUCCACUUGGGUUUUCACAGGGACGCUUAGUUAUAGGCAUGCCCCUUUGUACAUCGUUUACUUACUAUCCGAAAUAGGGGGUGAUUUCUACAUGUGAAGGAAAAUGGUGAUAUUUGUGGUAUUUUAUCCCGCCGUCACUGCGUCGUCGAUGCUAUUGCUAGGAUUUGGAUCCCCGUGAGGAAAAAAAUGAGUGAAGAUUCAACAAAUCCAAACAACGAUGACAGUUAUGCGCGUGUGAGAGCAGUGGUCAUGACUCGGGAUGACUCCAGCGGUGGGUGGCUUCCCCUGGGGGGCGGAGGCCUUAGCUGUGUCACCGUCUAUAAGGUCAGCCGGGCGGAGGACAGCGGCAGCACCCACAGUGGAGGCAGCGGAGGAAGCAGCAGCAACCUCAGCCCCUGUAGCUCCAGUCCUAGUCCCAGCCCCAGCCCCAGUCCCAGUCCCACCGCUGUGGAGUUUCACAUCAAGGGCGAACGGCUCAAAGACAAAUUGGUGGUGCUGGAGUGUGUCCUGCAGAGAGACCUAGUAUACAACAAGGUCAACCCCAUCUUCCACCAUUGGAGAAUCAACGACAAGAAGUUCGGACUGACAUUUCAGAGCCCUGCUGACGCCCGCGCCUUCGACCGGGGCAUACGCCGGGCCAUUGAGGACAUCAACCAAGGUUGUCGACCGUUUGGGGAAGGGGAUGGUCCAGAGGAUGGACUACCGGUGUGUGAUGAGCCUCCCUCCAUCUGUACCCCGAUGAAAGAGCCCUUCUCCCCCCUGAACAACGUUGUCUCCACCGAGCCAUUCAGGGGCUGCUACGUCCCCGCACAGCCCUUCGACGAGUUCAACUCCAGCAACCGCCGCUACCUGCCCCCACAGGUCUCCUUCAAGUCGACCCGGCAUGUCAGUUUUCACAUGGACGAAGAGGAGAUUGUUCGCAUCAACCCACGCAAAGACGUGCUUAUACGCGGCUACGAGGACUACCGCCACCCUGUCAUGUGGAAACAGGAGGCCGAUCCCGAGGACCUGGACUUCCCCACCGCCUUCCACAAACUGGACAGUAAGAAGUGCAAGUACCUCUUCCCCGACGGCCCCGGUGGGGACUCCCACUCUGGCCCCGGUAUGGGCAUUGGAACAGGUAUGGGGUUGGGUCUUGGCAAGGACACGGCCAUCAAGACUCAGCCCUCGCCCUUGCUUAAGUCCAAGAAGGGCCGGCGGCGGCGAGAGGACGGCGAACGCUCGCGCUGCAUCUACUGUCGGGAGAUGUUCAACCAUGAAGACAACUGGCGGGGGCAGUGCCAGGACGCCCCCGACCCGAUCAAGCAGUGCAUCUACAAAGUCAGCUGCAUGCUGUGCGCCGAGAGCAUGCUGUACCACUGCAUGUCCGACUCCGAGGGCGACUUCUCAGACCCCUGCUCGUGUGACACAUCUGACGAGCAGUUCUGCCUGCGCUGGUUGGCCCUGGUGGCACUCUCCUUCAUCGCGCCCUGCAUGUGCUGCUACCUGCCCCUGCGCGCCUGCCACCAUUGUGGCGAGGCCUGCCGCUGCUGUGGGGGCAAGCACAAGGCCGCGGGGUGACCCGACGACGGACUCUGGGACACCCUCAAAGCUAGCUAACACAGGAAGUGGAUAAAAGCGGAAAAUUAAAAAGCCGGCAUCCUUUUUUCAUUCCCCUCUCAGACGGGGUGAUAUGUUGUUGAUCCCCAGCUCUGAGGGCUUUUGGAGAUUUCAGUUUGUGUUUGUCGCCGACAAGCAGCAGUGGAGGACAAACCAUAUGCUUUGUGGGAGCUCUGAGCAUCAAGCUAAGUUCAGGAGCUUAAUCUGAGGAGAGGAGGAGGAGGCAGCGUCAAGAUUAAUAGACUCGGAGAUGUUACUAAACACACCUGUACACACACUCACACACUCACACAUACACAUACAGACACACCUCUCUCUCUCACAUUCACACUCAUGCGUUGACGAAGCCAGGCCACAAAUGUCAGAACUCUACUACAAGAAAUGUGUAACUUUAUGAAGGAAAUUUGUCUUUUGUACAGAGAGCGACAACUUAAUGACAAAAAAAGAAAACUAUUCUGCGUUCAGAAAAAAUACUUGCUGUUUGAGUAUGCUAAAAGGGAUAUGUUAUUGCUUUUUUGUGAAUUUACAGUUGGGUAACAGUGGCCUUUCCUUCAUGGCUUAAACAUUUGCUGACAAUGUAAUUACUAGACAAAGAAAAGUGCACUAGAAAUGGUAUUUCCCCCUCUGAGUAAAGGUAAUCCUCUCAAAUUCUUGUGGUACAUUAACCACCAUAUGUAGUGUAAUUUUAACAUUUGAGAGAUGUUGCUGUGGUGGAUGUAUGGCUAAUUCCUUGUUUUCCUUUCCAUCGAAUGUUAAAAAAAAUCAAAAGGCUUAUUUUUGAAGGUAUACAACUCGGUAUAGCUUUUGACAUUCAUUUAGAAGAUGUUAAAAGUGAUGACUUUGCUUUCCCGAGGUUAUUUACACCAUUUGAUUGCAUUCCAAAAUAAAGGGAUUGAUUCCAUGAUUAGAAGGGAAAAAUGGUAACGACUUCACCAUGGCAAAUUCCCCCCAAAUAGUUUUUUUCCACAUCAUGAAAAAAGCAUAAGAACCUCUUGAACCAUUUAAAUUGAAACCAAUACAUUGAAAUUUCAUUUACUUCAGUGAAUUUCAGUUUUAGUCCAGUUAUUUACUGCUGUAGUGAAAUUGGUGUUUUUGUUUUAUCUGUUAUUUUCCUGCUCAUUUUAUAAUUAUUUUUUGAAGCAAAGGCUGAAAAUGUUGCUCAACCAGCAAGUUUUGUUUCGGUGAGUGAAGGGGUUACAGUGCUCCUUGGUUAAAUGAUGAGGCACUUAAAAUAAGGUCUUUCUUUUAUUGAGAAUCCCUCAUAUUUCACUAUUAGUCUGUACAUAAAUUUGACUAAUUUAACAUUCAAUUUGGGGGGGGGGGGGGGGGGGACCCUCCUGAAAGCACUGCUCUCCAAGCUUUGGUUGCAGCACCCUCUCCAAAUUUCCAUGUUUGUCCCUUAAAUCGGUUAUUUUUAUUUUAUUUUUUCCCCUCAUGUAGUAUUUCUUUGUUCCUCCAAAGUCCACUCCUUCCGUACGUCUUCAUUUAACAGGCCCUGAAUGAGUGAAUGCAUCGUUUCAGGAAUAUCUUAGCUAUUAAUACAUACAGGUGUUAUGUAUGUGUACGUGUGUGUGUGUGCAUAGGUCUUCAUUUGCACUGUUGAUCUGGUGUCAUGUAACGUCACCACUGACUAUGUGAUCACUUGUUUCCCAAAGCAUGUUUGUCUGUUAAACAAAGAGACGAUCAGACUGUUAAAGGAAUAGUUCUGCAUCUUGGGAAAAUUCCCUUUUUUGCUUUCUUUCCUGAGGUUAGAUGAAAAGAUUAAUUCCACUGUCUUAUUUGUCUGUGGUUAAGCUGGAGCUAGCUGCUGUUUAUUUUAGUAUAAAAAACUUGGAAACUGGGAAACAGCUCGCCUGGCUCUGUCCAAAUGUAACAAAAUCCGCCUACUAGCACCUGUAAAGUUUACUUACUAAGAUGCUGUAGCUCAUUUGUUGAAUUUGUUCAAAAACCAAAGUGUAAAGAUGAAAAUUUGUGGUUUUACAGGAGGUUAUGUGUGGGACUAUUUCUUAGAUUGGCAUAGUAACUUUGUAGAGUUUCUGCUUGGCAGCCUCAUGGUGACAACAGGACUCCAGGAAGUUACUGUGCCCCUCCAAGAAAUAGUCCCACACGUGACUUCCAAGAAAUUGACGUUUUUACACUUUGGGGUUUUUUUUUGUACAGAAGAAACAAACAAGAGAGUGUUAAAAAAAAGCCCCUUUCUCACUGGACAAAAA
Plectropomus leopardus (leopard coralgrouper) is the source of this 4468-nucleotide messenger RNA. RefSeq names its product sprouty related EVH1 domain containing 1 (gene spred1). Lineage: Eukaryota; Metazoa; Chordata; Actinopteri; Perciformes; Serranidae. Gene Ontology annotation, cellular component: membrane. Gene Ontology annotation, molecular function: protein kinase binding. The record is from RefSeq and is a predicted model, not a curated record. Gene Ontology annotation, biological process: negative regulation of MAPK cascade; multicellular organism development.